ACAAUGUGGAAACCUGUUGCUGCAUCAGUCAUGGUGCUAUAUGUUUUAAUUUGAUGUAUAAAAGAAAAAAAAACAUUAGUUAAUUUUCUACCACGGCUCUAUUGUGAAAGGCAGCCCAGGUCUAAAAGUCGCUCCACGCGGACGUUUGAGCCCGGCGGUCGGAGGAAAUGCAGCAUCGGUGUCGGUACCAAGAAAAACACCUGAGUUACUACGGCAACCAUUCACCCUGAUCUGUUGCUGCUCAGGGAGCCUGGAGCAUCAAAGGGAGGCCGGCAGCCAGGACCAUGGUGGGAACUGUUGGAAUCUGUUCGCCCCGGAUGAGAAACCAGUAGCUCCGGGUUGGGUGCCGCCGGCUGUGGGCUGCUACUCUCACAUGUGUCGCUUUGUCAGACAAAAGGCUUCCCACUGUUGCACGGCCACAUGUGAGUUCACGUGGUUCGGUUUCUGCCAGAUGCAGCCGACGAAGAACUACUGCAGGAAGGGACGGCGCCCGAGCAGGAGGCGGGGGCUAAUGUCUUCCGUUAAGGGGGUGUCCCAUCUGUCCAGGCGGGACAAAAGACGCUCCUAUUAUAGGAUACAGUUCUGGCUGUGGAGGAAGAGGAGCGAGAGGUGCGGUUUUUGGAUAUUCCGUCGGAGUCGAAGGCGCGGCUCCGGGGGCCGUGCCAGCUCGGGCCCUCAGCUUAAUUUGGAGUUGCAGGAAAGUCAAGUCCUCAAGUGCCCCUUAAAGAACAAAAAAAACUCAAAGGUAAGAACCCCAGCUCCGGUGUCGCCGCUCCAACAUGAUGCUGGAGGUUCUGGAGGGGCCUCUAGGGGUCGGAAUUGUCUGCCGCCAGGGGGCCCGUCAGGCAGUGUCUCAGUGAUUCGCUGUGGGUCGGAUCUGUCUUCAGGGACCAUCAGCGAGACAACCUCACCGACGUCAGCAUCGCUCUCCCAGAGCAGUGAAGGCUCUCUGGAGCCUGAAUGCAUCUCCCACACUCUACCCCCCCUGCAGGAGGCAGAGAGUACUGCAGCUGCAGGGAUUGAACCCGUUAGGUUACAGGCAGCGCAGACGGAUGCUCCUUUAGAAGAGCACAGUCCUGUCCUUCAACACACCCCGACGGAAACGCCAACCUCCUGUCUGAAUAAUGCUGACAUUAACAGUCUACCUAGAGAGAUCCAAGACUUCAUGGAAGGCUUCUACAGAAGAUAUGGAAGUUUCAUCCCUCUGCGUAAGAGCGACGUGUUGAAACACCUGAGGAGGAAGUUUAAAUCUAAAUUCAGUGACAGCAAAAGCGUGAUCGCCUCUGAGGUUGACAGAUGCAGAGCCGUCCUCCAGAACUCCGCCCCUGCUUUCCGGAUCACCUAUAAGAAGCACAUCCUGACGCUGGAGGACCUGCAGACGCUGGCUGAUGAGAACUGGCUCAAUGACCAGGUCAUGAACAUGUAUGGAGAGCUGAUCAUGGAGUCAUCCCAUCACAAGGUCCAUUUCCUCAACAGUUUCUUCCACCGGCAGCUCAUGACCAAAGGAUAUGACGGUGUGAGGCGAUGGACGAAGCAGAAUAUCCCACAACAGACCAAUGAGAACGACUGUGGAGUCUUUGUCUUAGAGCUUGUUGAAAGGCUGCAUCUAAACUAG
Molecule: messenger RNA, 1615 nt
Organism: Cyprinodon variegatus (sheepshead minnow)
Lineage: Eukaryota; Metazoa; Chordata; Actinopteri; Cyprinodontiformes; Cyprinodontidae
Gene: senp5
Product: SUMO1/sentrin specific peptidase 5
Exons: 8
Coding region: 374-1615 (413 amino acids)
Biological process (GO): protein desumoylation
Cellular component (GO): nucleus
Molecular function (GO): deSUMOylase activity
Source: RefSeq, a predicted model, not a curated record